AUGCGUAGCCGUAGUAAUUCCGGUGUUCGUUUGGAUUACUACCAGCGAAUCGUACACAAAAUUAUAAUGAAACACCAGAACGCAGUGACCGGGUUGUUCCCUGCCAGUCCUGAGAAUAAUCAUGCAUGGGUACGGGACAACAUCUAUUGCAUCCUCGCUGUCUGGGGCCUGUCGAUGGCAUACAAAAAGAUCGCCGAUGCUGACGAGGAUAGAGCCAAAACAUACGAACUCGAACAGAGCUGCGUUAAAUUGAUGAGGGGCUUGCUCAUGGCAAUGAUGCAGCAGAAGGAUAAAGUAGAACGCUUCAAAUCGAGCCAGAAUCCUGACGACGCUCUGCAUGCAAAGUACAGCUCUGUUACUGGGCAGACGGUCGUGGGAGACACAGAAUGGGGACAUCUUCAAAUAGAUGCUAUCGCUCUUUAUUUAUUAAUUUUAGCACAAAUGACUGCGUCUGGUCUGCAGAUCGUAUUCAAUUUGGACGAAGUUGCGUUCAUUCAAAAUUUAGUAUUUUACAUCGAGUCAGCUUAUUGCACUCCCGAUUAUGGUAUUUGGGAAAGAGGCGAUAAAACGAACCAUGGGUUACCCGAAUUAAAUGCUAGCAGUAUUGGAAUGGCAAAGGCUGCGAUGGAAGCGAUGAAUGAAUUAGAUUUGUUUGGCGCGAGAGGCGGACCUACUUCUGUGAUUCACGUGUUAGCGGAUGAAGCGCAGAAAUGUCAAGCUGUUUUGCAGUCUAUGUUACCCCGUGAAUCCAAUUCAAAGGAGUUAGAUAGCGGAUUGCUGUCUGUUAUAAGUUUCCCAGCUUUUGCCGUGGAUGAGCCUAAUUUAAUCCAGUUAACAAGAGACGCGAUUACUAAGAAGCUACAGGGUCGUUAUGGAUGCAAGCGAUUUCUGAGAGAUGGAUACAAAACGCCGAAAGAAGAUCCCAACAGGCUUUAUUACGAACCAUGGGAAUUACGUAUGUUCGAAAAUAUAGAGUGUGAAUGGCCUUUGUUCUUUUGCUACUUAAUUGUCGAUUAUUGUUUCCAAGGCAAUAAAGAGGCUGUAGUAGAGUAUUCGAAACUAUUAGAAGAUAUAAUGAUCAAAGCAGAAGAUGGAACGAGAUUAGUACCUGAAUUAUAUUCUGUAGAGACUGCGAAUGUGUCAGCGGAGUAUGCUGAGCCGGGUAGCCAAAAGCGAAUCGCCUUAGGAAGAUGUCCAUUUAUGUGGGCUCAGUCUGUUUACAUAUUAGGCAAACUGUUGCAAGAAGGUUUCCUCGCAGUGGGAGAAUUGGACCCAUUGAACAGGCGUUUAUGUAGCGAAAAGAAGCCAGACGUCGUGGUGCAAGUUGUUAUUUUAGCAGAGGAUGCUGAAAUUCGAGAGAAAAUAGCUCAACAUGACAUCCACGUCCAAACGAUUGCCGAGGUCGCUCCGAUCGAAGUGCAACCAGCGAAAGUUCUUAGUCACUUAUACACGUAUUUAGGUCAAAAUAAGAAAUUGGGAAUGUCCGGACGUAAGUCGAGGGACGUAGGAAUCUUGAGCACCAGUAAAUUAUACGCCUUGAACGAUAAGAUAUUCGCGUUCACUCCCCAGUUGACAGACAUGACCCGCUUCUACAUCGCAUCGGACUAUGAGCUCAUGAUUGACAUAUUCAAAGGCGAAAUUAAUUUCUUGAAGUCUAGCUGGCAGAACAUGUUAGGCCGGCCUCUCGUGGUCAUGCCCCUCAAGAACAUUCAUCUAGAUCAAGGGAAGAUACCUCUGGCGAUGAUAACUACUAUGAAGAAAUUGAAGAGUGGCUAUAUCAAUGGGACGAGAGUGUCGUUAGGAAACUUAAGUGAAUUUCUAAGCACUUCGUGCAUCACGAAUUUGAGCUUCUUAGGAAGUUCCGAGGACGGUAGACCCGACAAGUUGAACCCACAGGUUCAACAAUAUUUAGAAGAACACUUAAUGCGUGCAUUGCCGCAUCGCACAGGCCUCCUCAACAGACCGAUAAUACGAACUAGUAAAUAUUUGAAACGCAGAAUGUCCGUGAAAGGCGCUAUAAAGAAAACAAGGUCGAUCGCCGUAGAACAUCGAACUCCGUCGCCUACGGAUGAAUUAAUGUCUUGGACGAAUUCUCCGAAGCUGCAUAGGCACAGGGGUGUGAGCGAGACUCAGUACGCGGAUACGGAAGUCGAGGAAUUGUUAUCUAUGCUUCGCGAAACCGAAAGUUUAGAGGAACAAGGAGAUAUCUUGCAAUACCUCGUCGAUUCGCAAGGAUUAUACUUUAACACUGACAUGGUCGAAGAUGGUCACCCGAUCCUGAUAAAAGAUUUAUUAAAAGACCUGUACGAAAAAGCUUGCCAGCAAAAGAUGUGGGGUAUCGUGCGUCACACCGCCGGCAUGUUAGGGAAGCGAGCCGAGGACUUGGCCAAAGCGGUUACCGAUCUGUUGGUUCGUCAGAAACAAGUCACAGUCGGGAUGCCACCGGCCAACGAGCAUACUAUCGUUGCGCCUUUGCCGGAAAAUGAACUCCGAUCUUUGAUUCAUCAAGCAUACGGAGACGACGAGUCCACUGCUAUGCUGACGCAGGAACUGCUCGUUUAUUUGGCGAUGUUUAUCAGGACGGAACCCCAAUUGUUCCAUGAGAUGCUCAGACUCAGGGUAGGUUUGAUCAUUCAAGUAAUGGCCACGGAAUUGUCAAGAACGCUGAUAUGUACCGGAGAGGAGGCGUCCGAACAUUUGCUUAAUUUAUCACCGUUCGAGAUGAAGAAUCUUUUACAUCAUAUCAUGAGCGGGAAAGAGUUCGCUAUUAGUAGCGUUGGCCGAGGAAACUUUUCGGUUAUUAGUUGCAAAUCUAGUAGAGUCAGCAAGAAAUCUCAAAUUGGAGGUUUCUUAAGUGCUGAUCAAGUUGAUAACAGUGACGGAGAACCAGAUCGUCAGGGUCAGUGGUUACGACGGCGAAGAUUGGACGGAGCAUUGAACAGAGUGCCACGAGAUUUCUAUCCUCGAGUAUGGCAGGUACUUGAACGAUGUCAAGGUUUGGCGAUCGAAGGUAGAGUUCUUCCUCAAAACCUUACCCAAGAAAUGACCUCCGGGGAAUUAAAAUUUGCCCUGGCUGUUGAAACUGUUUUAAAUGCUAUACCACAGCCAGAAUAUCGUCAAUUGGUGGUUGAAGCACUGAUGGUAUUAACUUUAGUAACCGAAUACAACGUGGCUGCUAGCCUGGGCGGACUCAUUACCGUUGAACAACUUGUUCACAAGGCUAACGCUAUCUUUUUAGAGGAUCAGAUGAAAAUUGAUGGCGACGCUACAUUGUGUUGUGCCAAGCCGAAGGAACACCGCGAGACAACAGCGAUGGGAAAUCUCCUUUGCGGUGGAGCAGCUUACGUUUGUCAGCACUUUUAUGACAGUGCGCCGAGCGGUAGUUUUGGGACGAUGACUUACAUCACAAGAGCAGUAGCUUCGACUUUAAAUUGUUUACCGAAGGAUGGCGAUUUGGAGUGUACAAUAUCGUAGUUCUUCGUUUUUUAUGAAUAGUCAAUUUUAGUUAAUAUGUACAAGUAUUGUCAAAUGGUGAAAGUUAAAGGAUGUAAGAAAAUUCUAGUUUUCUAUGCCGAAAUUAUCUUUCUUUGUAAUGUAUUAAGUACACAAAUCGACAUGAAAAUU
This is a messenger RNA of Ceratina calcarata, 3624 nucleotides long. RefSeq names its product putative phosphorylase b kinase regulatory subunit alpha. Gene Ontology annotation, molecular function: calmodulin binding. The coding region runs from base 1 to 3474 and encodes 1157 amino acids. Gene Ontology annotation, biological process: glycogen metabolic process. The transcript is spliced from 14 exons. Gene Ontology annotation, cellular component: phosphorylase kinase complex. Lineage: Eukaryota; Metazoa; Arthropoda; Insecta; Hymenoptera; Apidae. The record is from RefSeq and is a predicted model, not a curated record.